AUGAUGCAAAUUCUAAGAGAGGAGGCUCCUUCAAGCUAUUUGAUGAAGAUGGUUGGUUUCUCUGAGGUCAAAUUAAGCCAUCACCCUUACGAAUCUGCUGCUUUCGAUGCUUCUGGUCAUAAAUGGAGAUUGAUAUUUCACCCGGCUGGAAAGGAAGGAGAUGGAAAAGAUCAUGUUUCGGUUUACGCGAGGAUCGAAAACGUAGCUGCUUCUGAAAUGCUUAUGCACAAUUGGGAGGUUAACGUAGAACUCAACUUCUUCAUCUAUAAUCACAACGACAAGAAAUACUCUGUUUUCCAAGAUGGAACCAUUAAGCGUUACAAUAAGGCGGAAAACGAAUGCGGAUUUGCGCAAAUGCUCUCUGUUUCGAAGCUCAACGAUCCAAAAAAUGGGUACAUCAAUGAAGAUGCUUGUAUCAUUGGAGUUGAGAUCUUUGUUAUAAAGCCUAUAGAGAAGCUAGAAAGAGUUGUCUUCACACAUAACCCACCAAACAACAAAUUCACCUGGAAAAUCUCUGAUUUUUCGAAACUAGGAGACGCCAAAUAUCAUUACUCGGAUGAGUUUGUGGUUGGAGAUAGGAAAUGGAGAAUGAAGAUGAAUCCAAAGGGAGAGACCGAGAACAAAGCACUUUCAAUCUAUCUUCAAGCCAUGUCAUAUCUACCAAACGCAAUCGUUUCUUGCACUUAUGCAAAGAUGAAACUUCGUAUACUUAAUCAGAAAAACUCUGACCACAUUGAGAAAACCGUUUGGAAAUUUUAUUCGAGAGAGAAUGAAACAGGAUCUGGAAAAUCUGACCUAAUAUCUGUGGAGGAUCUAAAUGAUGAAUCAAAAGGGUUCCUUGUGAAAGACACAAUCGUUCUUCAAGCUUGUCUGAUGUGCAUCAGUGAUACUAAGUUGGUCGACUCCAUCUAA
Messenger RNA from Arabis nemorensis, 912 nucleotides. The record is from the annotation of a GenBank genome assembly. NCBI's taxonomy places the organism in Eukaryota, Viridiplantae, Streptophyta, Magnoliopsida, Brassicales, Brassicaceae.